This is a messenger RNA of Camellia sinensis, 307 nucleotides long. NCBI's taxonomy places the organism in Eukaryota, Viridiplantae, Streptophyta, Magnoliopsida, Ericales, Theaceae. The record is from RefSeq and is a predicted model, not a curated record.
ACUGAGCUGAUAUCAGGGGACCAAAAUGGAAAUAUUCGUGUGUGGGAUUUGACAGCAAAUUCAUGCAGCUGUGAGUUGGAUCAUCAACCUAUUCUUUUCAACAGGGGAUCAAAUUAACCAUAGGUAAGAUGAGAACAAAGAUAAACCCUCAUAGUUUAUUUAAUGAUUUUAUGUUGGAUUGACUAAGAUAGAUGGAUUGAAUGUUGGAUUGAAUGAUUUUUCUUAAAUCUGCUGUGGGAAGAAUUUGUGUAGGGGGUAUUGGAGAAACAGUGAAUUUGAUUUUAUGUUGUAAUGGAUAUAUAUAUAU